GCCUGCGGGGAUUGGCGGAAGGAACCGGUACUCACUCUCUUUCCCGCGACGUAGGUGGGUGGAGAAGCGAGGCUGGGCCGCCGCGGAGACACAACUCGUGAUUGGCGGGUGUGCUUUCAUUCGGGCUCUAGCGUUUGGUGGCUGACCAACUGAGCAGCGCUGAUUGGGCAGCAGCGUAAAGGGGAGGGCCCCGCCCUGAUCCCGCCCCGAUCCCGCCCCGCCGCUGGGACAGACUGGCGGAAGGGGAAGUGGGGGGGGGGGGGGGGCCGGCGGCGGCGGGGAAGAUGGCGUACCAGAGCCUCCGGUUGGAGUACCUGCAGAUCCCACCGGUCAGCCGCGCCUACACCACCGCCUGCGUCCUCACCACCGCCGCUGUGCAGUUGGAAUUGAUCACACCUUUUCAGUUGUACUUCAAUCCCGAAUUAAUCUUUAAACACUUUCAAAUAUGGAGGCUAAUCACCAAUUUCUUAUUUUUUGGGCCAGUUGGAUUCAAUUUUUUAUUUAACAUGAUUUUUCUAUAUCGUUACUGUCGAAUGCUAGAAGAAGGCUCUUUCCGAGGUCGGACAGCAGACUUUGUAUUUAUGUUCCUUUUUGGUGGAUUCUUAAUGACUCUUUUUGGUUUGUUUGUGAGCUUAGUUUUCUUGGGCCAGGCCUUUACAAUAAUGCUUGUCUACGUGUGGAGCCGAAGGAACCCGUAUGUCCGCAUGAACUUCUUCGGCCUUCUCAAUUUCCAGGCCCCCUUUCUACCCUGGGUGCUCAUGGGCUUUUCCUUGUUGUUGGGGAACUCAAUCAUUGUGGACCUCUUGGGUAUUGCAGUUGGACACAUAUAUUUUUUCUUGGAAGAUGUAUUUCCCAAUCAACCUGGUGGAAUAAGAAUUUUGAAAACACCAUCUAUUCUGAAGGCUAUUUUUGAUACACCAGAUGAAGAUCCAAAUUACAAUCCACUACCUGAAGAGCGGCCAGGAGGCUUUGCCUGGGGUGAGGGCCAGCGCCUCGGCGGCUAAAGUGGCAGUGCCAAUAACGAGACCCAGCUGGGAAGGACUCAGUGACAUACCCAUUGGGAUUCUUUUAUCCUUUGUGUUGCAAAAGUAUGGACACUUUUGACAGCUUGACAAGAUUUUGACUCCAGAAGCACUUUAUGAAAUGACACACUGAUUAAUCCAGAAGACAUUUCCAGCAGUUUGCCAGUGGUUCCUCACUACACUGGUACUGAAAGUGUAAUCUCUUGGAGCCAAAAAACUGGAGACACAAAUAGCCUGCUGCCUCUAAGGAACAAGUACCUGAGUACUUGAGUUCUGUGGUGACGGGCAGAGUUUUUCCUCUUCCUCCUCCUCUUUGAUAGACGAGGCCAUGGUGUAAAUGGAAGUUUCAGAGAGGACAAAAUAAAACUGAAUUCCAUCUCUCUCUCACUGAA
Balaenoptera musculus (blue whale) is the source of this 1414-nucleotide messenger RNA. RefSeq names its product derlin 2 (gene DERL2). Gene Ontology annotation, cellular component: endoplasmic reticulum membrane; Hrd1p ubiquitin ligase ERAD-L complex. NCBI's taxonomy places the organism in Eukaryota, Metazoa, Chordata, Mammalia, Artiodactyla, Balaenopteridae. The record is from RefSeq and is a predicted model, not a curated record. The transcript has 7 exons. Gene Ontology annotation, molecular function: misfolded protein binding; ubiquitin-specific protease binding. Bases 285 to 1004 code for a protein of 239 amino acids. Gene Ontology annotation, biological process: endoplasmic reticulum unfolded protein response.